AUGCGCAACCAGAGACGAGGAGAAUCUCCCAACGGGCGCUGUAUAGUUCCUUCGCGGGACACUUUGCUGCCCAAAGAAACUCGGACCCUUGCAGGAAACCGGGGGAGAGGAACGAAAGCCUUUGGAAUAGAGGACAUUGUGCCAGAUCACAGAGUUGUUGCACAAAUUGGACACAAGCUUGCCCUAAGCUGCCGCACAACCGAUUGUGAAUCCCCGUACUUUUCCUGGAGAACCCAAUUAGACUAUCCAUUAGGUGGGAAACUGAGCCAUCAAGGAAAGAGUUCAGUUUUAACUAUACAGUCUGUUGGAUUUCAACAUGAGCACCAAUAUCUCUGCACUGCUGUUUGCAAGCAGGGUGAACCGUCCAAAGAAAAAGCAGUCAUGGUUGACAUUUACUCAUUCCCCAGUGAUCCGGUUAUUGAGCUCAAAAGCCCUCUCAUUCUUGGGCAACCUGCUUCUGUCACCUGUCGUGUCCCUGAGGUCUAUCCUUCUGAGCAGUUGAUGAUCACUUUGAUCAAAGGAAAACUAACUGCUGAAAAAGAGUUUUUUCAAGACCCUCAUACAAAAUCAUUGCAGACCAAGAACCUGAAGGUGGAUUUCAUUCCUACCGAGGAAGAUUUUGGGAAAGAGAUUAUAUGUGUAGCUGAGCUGUCUUUAGAGGACAUGGUUCUGGCGCCCAGGCAGGCUACGCAUGUGAUGGAAAUAAACUAUGGCCCACGGAAUACUAAAAUCGUGGCAUUUCCAGGCAACACUGUACUAGAAGGAGAAGCACUGAUACUUACCUGCUUGACUGAAAGUCAUCCUCGGGCUAGUUUUGUCUGGAAGAAGCAGCUUCCUGAUGGACUGGCCCAGAAUAUUGCAGAAAAGUACAACCUCUCUAUCCCAAAUCCUCAGCCCUCUGACUCUGGAACCUAUACCUGUGAAGUCACCAAUGAAAUUACAAGUGUAGUGGAGAGAACAUCGCUAUAUAUUUCUGUACAAGCUUCAGUCUUUUCAACAGCCGCUUCAACAUUAACCACCCCAUCCGAAACAACAGUAUUAACCACCCCAUCUGAAACAACAGCAUUAACCACCCCACCUGAAACAACAGUAUUAAGUACUCCAUCUGAAACAACAGUAUUAAUUGAAACAACAGCAUUAACCACCCCAUCUGAAACAACAGUAUUAACCACCCCAUCUGAAACAACAGUAUUAACCACCCCAUCCGAAACAACAGUGUCUUUUACAUCAGAUGCAGCAUCAGAAACUACAAUAUCGGUUAUAUCUCGUGCAACACUGAAAACUUUUUUGUCUACAGCAUCAGAUAUAGCAACAUCGGAGUUGAUUACAAUGUCUUCAUCAGAUACAGCACCCAAAAUAAUUACCUCCAUGACAUCACAUGCAGCACUGAAAAACAAUACAGCUGUGCACCUGGUGGAUGCUUCUACUGAUGACAGAAAUAAUACAGAAGAGAUCAUAAUAAUUGCCAGAGUUGAAGAGCUGGAGUACGUGACUCCUGUAAUCAUCGUAGUUUCUUGUUUAUCCAUAGUAGCAGGUCCUGCAGCUGCCAUAUUUAUUUACAUUUUUAGAAAGAUGAAAAUAAAUGGAUCCUACAGUCUUGCAGACUCACUUAAACCAAACAUAUAAGUCCAUUAACUGGAAGUAAUUAGACAGUUUUAAAAGUUUACCAACUAGAUGAGACUGGACCUUGCUCAGAAUCUUGGUUGAUCUUUCUCAUCACAACUCGGUGUAAGAGGAAUUGAGCUGAUGUGCUUUGGAAAGGAGGCCAACCAAAAUUAGGCCUUUUGAUGGAAACUGGUCUCUUGGGUCAAGACUCUGUCUCCACUCAGUGUCUCCAUUCAGCCAUAAAGUGAUACCUUGGACUAAUCUAUAGAUAUGUCUCUAAAUCAGUGGUCCCCAACUUUUGGGGCACCAGAUAUCGGUUCCAUGGAGAAAGGUUUUUCCAUGGACCGGAGUGGGCAUGAUUUUGUGUAUUGCCUGCAUCCCCCAGGUGGGGCUUCCCUUGUUUGCAUGGCCCAGUUUCUGUCAUGCUGUGUCUGGUGCCGCUCCAUGGACUGGGAAUUGGGGACCCCUCUUCUAAACUAUGCUUUCAUUUUACAAUAUCAACUUUCAUGUGCAAUACGAGCCAAACGAAACCUGCCUUUCUUUUUGGUAGUGCCAGACUAACUUUCAGGCUUAUCUACCUACUCAACGAAGUAGUUACUUAUGAGAAUAAAGUGAAAUGCAAUAGGGUGGGCUAUCCAGAGAUCCUUAUAAAUGGAUGCAAGUCAUGCAAUAUGAACAGUUUAUCAACAGAAGAGGAGUAGCAUUGCAGUGUAGCACUGAUUAUGUUACCUAGUUGGGUAAUGAAAUGUCUGCAACAAAACAAGCUCACAGAGCACCAAGGAUCCCACAUGAACAGCUUUGUGAAUACAAAAAGGUCUAUUUGCUAGCUUUAGGAAAAUAUAUUUCUUUGUUUGGCAAAAUGUCCAUAAAGCUCCACUUUGCAAUGUUUUUGUGCCAUUUCUGGAUCAGUUUACUGCACCUGUGAGCUCCUGCCAUCCUUUUAUUUCAACAGUUAAACCUCUUUGCUUCUGUGCAAAGUGACAUGCUGCGUGGAUAUUUAGUUUUGUUUUCUUUAUUGCUCCUGUAUUUUGGUGUAGGGACUUUGUUACUCCAGGCAGUUCUCAACCAAGCAGUGAUUUUUGCCCUUUGUUCUAGAAGACUGGUCAUUUCCAAACUGUUUUUGAAGGAUUGGACAGUAGAAAUGUAUGUAAAUAUGCUGUAAGAUAUAUUAUAUAUUUCUUGUAAAUAAUGUAUCAUAUUCUGAACAUAUGUGUUAUGCCGAGGUGGGAUACAAUUGGAUAAAUCUACAAUAAUAUAUGUAUUUUGUAUAUAGUACUUUUAACCUGCAAGUAGCAAAUACAAAAUUGUUCACUGCUACUUGUGAAUAAUUACAUGAUAUUCUGAAGGUUUUCUUUUCAGAAUGGGCUUAAUCCUGGUGGAACUAAAGCAUUUCAAAGACCUGCUGAUCUCAACAAAAGGGGAUUUAAAAAAUGCAUUGUAUUCUGUUGAAAUUGGUUAAAUGUAAAAAGUGUUUAGCUUUGAUGGGUUGUUUCGGUAUAAAUAGAUGCUCACACCCUCAUGUUUGCAAUGCCACAAAUAGUGUGGAGGAUAGAGUACAUACAGUAUACAGUUUUAAGGUUCUACAUAAUAGUGAAAGUUAAUUUUUUUGAGAAAUAUUAGGAAACUUGAAAGAAGACCAUGGUUUCCUGGAAUCUCUAGGGAAAGGAAGUAACAACAAUUAAACUGGUAAUAACACUGACAUAUAUUCAUAGUAUAGAAAUGUCCCAUUACUUAGUUCUAGAUAUCUGAAUAAAAUGGAAGGUACAGUCUUAUAUACAAUUAAAGUAGGGCAUGAGCAUCAUUGUAGAGCUAAAACUCUAUUUCGAUAUUGUUAGCUAUAUUAUGAAAGGAAUGAUUUGUACACUCCAGAAACAAUUGCAUUUUAAGUUCUAUUCCAAGGUUAUAACCUAAUUU
Molecule: messenger RNA, 3519 nt
Organism: Pseudonaja textilis
Lineage: Eukaryota; Metazoa; Chordata; Lepidosauria; Squamata; Elapidae
Source: RefSeq, a predicted model, not a curated record